AUGAGAUGGGAGGAGCUCGAUGGAACUGUGAAGCUGCUACGCCAGUGUGCCGCUGCCAAGGAUCGAAUCAAUGGAAGGCAGCUCCAUCGGAUGCUCGUGAAUUCCGGCCAGGAUUCCCUCACCUUGAUUGGGAAUUUGAUUGUCAAAAUGUAUGGCGAUUGCGGGCUUGUGGGCGAUGCGUGGGCGGCGUUCCAGCGAAUUGCGAGCAGGAACGUCUUCUCGUGGAACAUCCUGAUGGCCGCGAGCGCCGACGGGGGAGAGACGAGCCUCGCGCGAGAGGUUUUCGAUCGGAUGCCCAGCUCGGACAUUGUGUCGUGGAAUGCGAUCAUUGGCAUCCUCGCGCGCGCCCGGGAGAUUGAGAAGCUCGCCGCGAUCUUCUUGGCGAUGCCGGACAGGGAUGUUUGCAGCUGGAAUUCGUUUGUUUCAGCAAAUGCCCAAAGUGGGCAUCUUGAUCAAGCAAUCCUCGCCUUUCUAAAGAUGCCCAAAACGCAAUCAAUUACAUGGAACGCCAUCGUUAGCGCGUAUGGAGACCACAAAAGAAUCCUUGAAGCGAAAGUUAUGUUUGAUCGGAUGGUGGAAAGAGAUGCCACGUCAUGGAACGCAAUCGUCGCCGCACAUGCCUUGAACGGUGAUCCGGAGCGCGCGGGAGAUCUGAUCCAACGGAUGCCGCAGCACACACUGUGCUCGUCCAACGCGCUCCUCACGGCCCACUGCCUGAGGGGACGAUUGGAAGAGGCUAGGGAUUUGCUCCUGGAUGGAUCGCGCCCCAGGAAUCUCGUCGGCUGGAGCGCGGUAAUCGGAGGCUACGCGCAGGCAGGGCGCGGCGCUGAAUCGCUCCAGCUCUUCCGCGCCAUGGAUCUCGACGGCGUCCAGCCGGACAACAUCACAUUCAUCAGCGUCGCCUGCGCGAUCGCGAGCAUUCCAUCCAUCGCCCAGGCCCGGCUCUUGCUAGGGAUCAUCCGGGAUUACGGAUUACCCGAGGACACUCCCCUGGGCACGAAUCUCAUCAACAUGUUUGCCAAGUGUGGGGAUUUGGAAGCCGCGAGGAGGGUCUUCGAGGAGAUGCCGGUGAGAGACAUCGUCGCCUGGAAUUCUAUGCUUACUGCGUAUGCCCAGGCUGGACGAGUGGAUCAAUCACUGGAGCUCUUUUAUUCCAUGAUCUCGCAGGGGAUUUUGCCCGUGCUCGUCUCCUUCGUGAGCAUUCUCUCGUGCUGCAGCCACGCAGGGUUGCUGUGGAGAUCUCUCGAGUUCUUCCAUGGAAUGAGUGGGGAUUUCGAACUGGCACCGGGGUUUGAGCACUUCCGGUGUAUGAUCGAUGUGUUGGGCAGGGCCGGGCAUCUGGAAAGUGCCGAGGAUUUGAUCCAGAGCAUGCCAUUUGAGCCAGAUGGGGUGAUCUGGAACACGCUGCUGGGUGCGUGUAGGAACUACAGGGAUGUAGAGCGUGCGGAGCGUAUUGCGUGGGAGAUAUUUCGGCUGGAUCCGGAGCUUCUCUCGUCCUAUGCUCUUCUCUCAGGCACAUACGUAAACAUGGAUGUUCAUUUCCUAUACUUUAGUAGUUUUCAAGACUAG
Messenger RNA from Selaginella moellendorffii, 1569 nucleotides. RefSeq names its product pentatricopeptide repeat-containing protein At4g02750-like. The transcript has a single exon. Gene Ontology annotation, biological process: RNA modification. Gene Ontology annotation, molecular function: protein binding; RNA binding. NCBI's taxonomy places the organism in Eukaryota, Viridiplantae, Streptophyta, Lycopodiopsida, Selaginellales, Selaginellaceae. Bases 1 to 1569 code for a protein of 522 amino acids. The record is from RefSeq and is a predicted model, not a curated record.